This is a messenger RNA of Pteropus alecto (black flying fox), 4873 nucleotides long. It is a transcript of the gene CRB2, whose product is annotated as crumbs 2, cell polarity complex component. Bases 59 to 3319 code for a protein of 1086 amino acids. The record is from RefSeq and is a predicted model, not a curated record. Gene Ontology annotation, molecular function: calcium ion binding. NCBI's taxonomy places the organism in Eukaryota, Metazoa, Chordata, Mammalia, Chiroptera, Pteropodidae. The transcript has 13 exons.
GGGGUGCGGAACCAGCCCGGCCGCCUAUUCCCAUAGCCGCGGAGCAGAGCGUGCUGCCAUGGCGCGGGCCGGGCCUGGGACCCAGGACUCUAGGGUCCCAGCCCCUUUCCUCUUGCUCCUGCUGCUGCUCUGGGCCUCUGCCCUCUCCCUCCUGGCCGGAACCGUGCCUGUGGAGACUUCGAGUGCCUGUGCCUCAGACCCAUGCGCUCCAGGGACCAAAUGCCAGGCCACGGAGAGCGGCGGCUAUACCUGUGGGCCCAUGGAGCCCCAUGGCUGUGCCACCCAGCCCUGCCACCAUGGUGCUCUGUGUGUGCCCCAGGGUCCAGGGCCCAGUGACUUCCGCUGCUAUUGUGUGCCCGGGUUCCAAGGCCCGCACUGUGAGCUGGACAUCGACGAGUGUGCGUCCCGGCCCUGCCACCACGGGGCCACCUGCCGCAACCUGGCCGAUCACUACGAGUGCCACUGCCCCCUUGGCUAUGCAGGAGUGACCUGCGAGGCGGAGGUGGAUGAGUGUGCUUCAGCGCCCUGCCUGCACGGGGGCUCGUGCCUGGACGGCGUGGGCUCCUACCGCUGUGUGUGCGCGCCAGGCUACGGCGGUGCCAGCUGCCAGCUGGACCUGGACGAAUGCCAGAGUCAGCCGUGCGCUCACGGGGGCGAGUGCCACGACCUGGUCAACGGGUUUCGGUGCGACUGCGCAGACACGGGCUACGAGGGCGCACGCUGCGAGCAGGAGGUGCUGGAGUGCGCGUCGGCGCCCUGCGCGCACAACGCGUCUUGCCUCGAGGGCCUCGGGAGCUUCCGCUGCCUCUGCUGGCCAGGCUACAGCGGCGAGCAGUGCGAGGUGGACGAGGACGAGUGUGCGGGAGGCCCCUGCCAGCACGGGGGCCAGUGCCUGCAGCGCUCCGACCCCACCCUCUACGGGGGCGACGAGGCCCCCUUCCCGGGCACCUUCAGCUUCCGCCAUGCUGCUGGCUUCCUGUGCCGCUGCCCUCCUGGCUUUGAGGGAGCAGACUGCAGCAUGGACGUCGACGAGUGUGCCUCAGGGCCCUGCCUCAGUGGGGGCCGCUGCCAGGACCUGCCCAAUGGCUUUCAGUGUCACUGUCCAAAUGGCUACACAGGCCUGACAUGUCAGGAAGACGUGGACGAAUGCCUGUCGGAGCCCUGCCUCCACGGUGGGACCUGCGACGACACCGUGGCGGGCUACAUCUGCCGGUGCCCGGAGGCCUGGGGUGGGCAUGACUGUUCUGUGCAGCUCACCGGUUGCCAGGGCCACACUUGCCCACUGGCGGCCGCCUGCAUCCCCACCUUCGAGUCUGGGGUUCACAGUUACAUCUGCCGCUGCCCACCUGGCACCCAUGGAUCUUUUUGUGGCCAGAACACCACCUUCUCCGUGGUGGCUGGGAACCCUGUGCGGGCGUCAGUGCCAGCUGGUGGCCCCCUGGGUCUCGCACUGAGAUUUCGCACCACGCUCCCUGCUGGUGUCUUGGCUACUCGCACUGACACCCAAGGCGGCUUGGAGCUGGUGUUGGUGGGGGCCACGCUUCAGGCCACACUCUGGAGCCCCGGCAACACUGUGCUUGUCCUGAGGCUGCCAGACUUGGCCCUCAACGAUGGGCACUGGCACCGAGCGGAGGUGACGCUCCGCCUAGGGGUCUUGGAGCUGCGGCUCUGGCAUGAGGGCUGCCCUGCCUGGUCCUGCGUGGCCUCCAGUCCUGUGGCCCCGGCUCCUACAGCUUCCACGGCCCCGACACCUGCCGGGUCCUGCUCCGUCCAGCUGGGUGGCGUGGCUUUUGCGGGCUGCCUCCAGGACGUGCACGUGGAUGGACACCUCUUGCUGCCUGAGGAUCUUGGGGAGAAUGUCCUCCUGGGCUGUGAGCGCCACGAGCAAUGUCAUCCUCCGCCCUGUGCCCACAGAGGGGCCUGCGUAGACCUGUGGACUCACUUCCAUUGUGACUGCCUCCGGCCCUACAGUGGUCCCACGUGUGCUUAUGAGGUUCCUGCUGCCACCUUCGGCUUGGGGGGCGCCCUGAGCUCUGCCUCCUUCUUGCUCCAGCAGCUGCCAGGCCCCAACCUCACCUUGUCCUUCCUCCUCCGCACGCGGGAACCUGCUGGCCUGUUGCUCCAACUUGCCAAUGACUCAGCAGCUGGCCUGACGGUGUUCCUGAGAGAGGGCCAGAUCUGGGCCGAGGUCCUGGGCAGUCCUGAUCUGGUGCUUCCCGGGCGCCUGGAUGACGGGCUACGCCACCUGGUGACACUCAGCUUUGAGCCUGACCAGCUGCAGGGCGUGGGGCAGCAGGUGCACGUGGGCGGGAGGCUCCUCCCUGCUGAUGCACAGCCCUGGGGUGGGCCUUUCCGAGGCUGCCUCCAGGACCUGCGACUCAAUGGCCUCCACCUCCCCUUCUUUCCACUGCCGCUGGAGAACUCGAGCCAGCCCAGCGAGCUGAGCGGCAGGCAGUCCUGGAACCUCACCAUGGGCUGCGUCUCUGAGGACGUGUGCAGUCCUGACCCCUGUCUCAAUGGUGGGACUUGCCUCGUCACUUGGAACGACUUCCAUUGCACCUGCCCUACCAACUUCACGGGGCCCACGUGUUCCCAGCAGCUGUGGUGUCCUGGCCAGCCCUGCCUCCCACCCGCCACCUGCGAGGAGGUCCCCGAUGGCUUUGUCUGUAUGGCCGAAGCCACGUUCCGAGAGGGCCCCCCAGUCGCAUUCAGCGGGCAUAACGCGUCAUCGGGGCCCGCACUCAGCGGCCUCUCCCUCGCCUUCCGCACGCGCGACUCCGAGGCAGGGCUGCUGCGCGCUGGGAGGGGGCCCGGCCCAGGCAUGCCGCCCCCAGUCCAGCCUCUGUGCUCUCUCCCCAGGUUGCCUGUCCUGCCUGAAGAAUGCAGCCUGAACCUCACCUGCCUCAAUGGCAUCCCAUGUGAUGGUGGACCUCGGGGAGCCAACUGCAGCUGCCAGGAGGGCUCUGCUGGAGAGAGGUGUCAGAUCUCCUGUGACGCCAACCCCUGCUUGAACGGGGGCACCUGCCGGGCAGCCGGUGGGGUGUACGAAUGCAUCUGCAGCACAAGGUUCUCCGGCCAGUUCUGCGAAGUGGCGAAGGGCUUGCCGCUGCCGCUGCCAUUCCCGCUGCUGGAGGUGGCCGUGCCCGCAGCCUGCGCCUGCCUCCUCCUCCUCCUCUUGGGCCUCCUCUCAGGGAUCCUGGCAGCCAGGAAGCGCCGCCAGUCAGAGGGCACCUACAGCCCGAGCCAGCAGGAGGUGGCCGGGGCCCGGAUGGAGAUGGACAGCGUCCUCAAGGUGCCUCCUGAGGAGAGACUCAUUUAGACCCGCCUGGCUGCUGGCUCCAAUACCCAUGAGGUCAUGAAUGAUUUCUGCCUGGAGACCCAAGAAGGCCGCUUCCGGGAGCCUGUGGGGAAGUGGCCCAUCCCUCCCGGGCCUUGGGGAGCUGCUGCGGGCACAAGAUACCUGCUGGGGAACUGUCCCCUUUGCUGGCAGACCCCGUCUCUGCCCCAUUGUGGACUGAGGCAAAGGGGAGCACUCAGGGCAGCAGAGGGCCUGGCGAGGCGGUGGACAUCUCCAUCGAACCUGCUGGGUUUUGCCUCGGCAAGUGUGUGGCUGUGCAGCGCCAGGCACACGUGAGUGUAUUGAGUGUGUAUGUGUACUAGGUGUGUGUGUGCAAGGUGUGUGUGUACCUGGGGACUGUCGUUCUGCAGAUACUGCUGUGAAUGUGCUGGGCGGGGCCCACGGCCACGUCCACAUCUUUGCUGUGUGUACACGUGACUGUGUAGUAGGUGCCGGCCACCCCACGGAGGGGGAGGCUGGACUGUGGGGACAACUGUCAUAGCUCUGGGGCAGGGCAACCCAAGGCUGCACAUCCUCCAGGAGGCCAGGCCGGGGCUUGCCCAGGGACCAAAGCCCCAGCUCUGGAAUCUUCUCCCACCUCUGGAGGCUGCCUAUUGCCCUGGAGGCAGCUGGGAAAUCAGGGGCAGGCCGUAGCCAGAGGGCAGGUGGGCUCCUGGCCCCCAGGACAAAUGCUGCGUCGGGCAGAUCUGUCUCUGCCUUGCGCCAGAGCCAGGCCCACUUGGGAACAUAGGUCAUGGCUAGGGCAGACCUGAGGAGCAGAGGACAGGCUGUUCGGGGGUGUCUGGGCUCUGUGCAGCCCCCACCUCAGGGCUGGUCAUCUGUAGAAUGGGGAAAGCAGGCCCUGCCUACCUCACAGGGUUGUUGUGAGGAUUGGUGGGGACAAUGGGGAAAGAACGCGAAGUCGUUAAAUUCAGGUCUACUGUGAAGGGCCGUCUGUGUCUUCCUAAGGCAUCAGGAACGGUUGUCUCCCCUGGCCUAAGUUGAGGGAAAGUGCUGGGCAAGGGUUCUCCCUGGGGGCGAUGAGGAAGAAGCGACCCUUCCCCCACCCCCUCCAGUCCUCCCCAACACCUCCCGGUUCUCCAGCCCCUCGGACGCCACCGGCCAAGCUGCCUGCUCCUUCACCUGCAGAUCAGUCACCUCUCGAAAUGGCUGUGGGGAGGACUCGCAGGAAGCCCUCAGUUGUGUGCUGGGAACGCUGGGCCGCCUGUGUGUUGGGGCUGGUCCUGCAGACAGACAGAUGCAGGAUGAACUUGCUGCUUUGCUUCCAGUCUCUCCCCUGGUGGUCUUAUCACACCGGGGGCUCUGAGGACCUGGCCUCCUCAGAGCUACACACAGUCCCUCUGUCCCUGACCUGGAGAUGUAGCCUUUCAUCCUUCCUGUUUCCCAGGCCAGUGCUUCCUGUACCGAUUUGCCAAGGUCAGGAAGCCCCUUUACACUUUCGGAUUGGAGGCUGACUUUCCCCAGCUCCUGGAGGCACAGGAGUCAUAUUUGAGGUGGAGCUUGUGGUGGUGGGGG